CCCGCUUCCAUCCCCACUGACUACAAUGGCUCUCUCAGCUCAGGCCACCUUCCCCGUCUUCCUGCUAUUGCUCCUCUCGGCAGCCAUCGCCUUCGUGGACGGCUCCUCCGUGGAUCCCUCCGGCGAGAAGUUCACCCACGUGCACUUCUACUUCCACGAGACGAGGAGCGGCCCCAACACGACGGUGGCCAACUACAAGAAUUUGACGUCCACCCCCUCCUUCGCCUACAUCGGCGUGUUCGACAACUACCUGAGGGAGGGGACCGACCCGAGCUCGACGCUGCUGGGCAGGGCGCAGGGGGUGGGCGUCUUCGCGAUGCCCGACGGCCGGAGCGGCCUGCUCACCGCCACCGAAUUCGUGUUCACGGCCGGGAAGUACAACGGGAGCACGCUCACCAUGAUGGGCAUGUACGCGGCCGCCGGCGAGGUGGAUCGCUCCAUCAUCGGAGGCAGCGGCCGGUUCCGGAUGGCGAGGGGAUACUCCCUCAGCAAGGUCAUCAGCAUCGAUGACUUGCGGUUGGUGGCCAAGUUUGACCUUUACGUCAAGCAUUAUUGAGUUGGCUGUGCUACCAAGUCUUCCAUGGCCGACUCCACACAGAGUCAAGAUCAAGAUUACUUGGAAUAUAUGUAUGGAGUAACGAUUGAUGUGCGUGUGUUUCCAAUAAACAGCAACCCUUCUAUCUUAUCUGUCAUUUUCAACUGGUGUAAGAAAUGAACAUUUUUAUGUCAAUCUGUACGUCUGUGGAUUUUGUUCAUGAAUUCAUGGAAUUAAACUCA
Musa acuminata AAA Group (dessert banana) is the source of this 777-nucleotide messenger RNA. Its product is annotated as dirigent protein 1-like. The transcript has a single exon. The record is from RefSeq and is a predicted model, not a curated record. Lineage: Eukaryota; Viridiplantae; Streptophyta; Magnoliopsida; Zingiberales; Musaceae. The coding region runs from base 26 to 556 and encodes 176 amino acids.